Acaulospora colombiana is the source of this 573-nucleotide messenger RNA. The record is from the annotation of a GenBank genome assembly. NCBI's taxonomy places the organism in Eukaryota, Fungi, Glomeromycota, Glomeromycetes, Diversisporales, Acaulosporaceae.
UUAAAACCACAAUCUCUUAUCGAUGGGAGUCGAGUAGUAAAUUUUAACAUUUCGCAUCAUGGAAAUUGGGUAGUAUUUGUGGCGAGUGAAAACUGCCUAAUUGGAGUAGAUGUUGUAAAAGUCGAAAAAUUUGUAAAUCAAAGCAUUCAGCAAAUGUUCAGAACUUUCGAAAACCAGUUUUCGGAACAUGAAUUGUCUUCAAUGGCCACACCGCACGAAGAAUUUUAUCAAUUACAUAUGUUUUAUAGGUAUUGGUGUUUGAAAGAAAGCUACGUGAAGGCCGUUGGAGUUGGUUUGGCCCUAAAUUUGAAAUCAAUAGAAUUCCACUUGCCUGAUGAGGAAAAUAGACAUAUAAUAUCCAAUGGAUCAGAGAUUAUCAACACAAAAACCUCACUUUACAUAAACAACACACUUCAACGAGAGUGGAAAUUUGAGGAAUCAUAUCUUGACGAAUUGCACGCUGUCGGAAUUGCCUAUUGCGCAUCGAAUAAUUAUGAUUAUUUAGAUAUUGAGGUGGACAGGUUUGAUAAGAUUGAACCUGAGGUGUUGUUGGGAUACUCGAAAGAGUUGUAA